Triticum urartu is the source of this 2407-nucleotide messenger RNA. It is a transcript of the gene OTLD1, whose product is annotated as OTU-like cysteine protease family protein. Gene Ontology annotation, biological process: protein deubiquitination. Lineage: Eukaryota; Viridiplantae; Streptophyta; Magnoliopsida; Poales; Poaceae. The record is from RefSeq and is a predicted model, not a curated record. Gene Ontology annotation, molecular function: cysteine-type deubiquitinase activity; K63-linked deubiquitinase activity.
ACGCUCUCGCCCCUCGUCUCCCUCCCUCCUCUCCAUCGUCUUCUUCCCAGCCUCACCUACUGCUACUCUUUCUCUCUCCACCCAAAACUGAAUCCCCAAAGCGCCAGCGACAGAAUCACGCGACGACGCGAAUCUUCGUCCCGUAAACCCUAGCGCGGUCUACCCUCCUCAGCCCGGAGCCGUCUCCGUCGCCUCGCCCACCGGAUUCCCCGACGAGGGUUUUGGGAGGGUGGUGCGCCGCCCCUGCCGUCCGGGGAUAGCCUGCGCGUCUCGAUCUCGGGGGAGCUAGGGUUUUGUGAUCUGAGGCCUCGAGGUCAGCGGCGUCGCCCUGGUUCUGAUGAGAAUUGGCAGUCUAAUGCUCAGAUUGGCCGCCGGCGACGACGAGAGGAGCAGCUUCGUUGGCAGCGGCGGCGGAGGCCUCAGGUUCACCGCUCCCAAGGUCCGUACACGGGACAAGGGCGCCCCUAUAUCCCUCUAAGUCCAGAGGGUUGCUGGUGUUGAGACGUGGAGCCUUCGCUGAAGAAACUGGGGAAUGACGAGGAUCUUCGUGCAGCGUGGGCCCGGUGGCUCCUCGUCCAACUCGGCUCGCUCGGGCUCACAGGCACUGCAGCAGCAACAGCAGCAGCAGCAGAACCAGCCAGCAGCAGCUGCCCGGGAGGAGGAGCUUACGGUGCAGCCGCAGCCACUGGAGCUCUUGGCUUCAGGUGAUACGACUGAGCAUCUACUUGAGGGUGGCGAAAGUAGUAGCAAUGAUCCUUCAAGGCUGGUUGAAACUGUGUCUGAGAGCUCAAGUCAUGUGGAAGAGGGAUCUGAGAGAGAGAAACCCCCCAAGGAUGACUCCAAUGUGACCGAUCCCCCUUUCUUGAUGGAGCUGUCAGGACUCCAGCUUUCGGAUCAGUUUGAGCAGGCGAAUCCUGUGCAGUCAGGCACUGUGCCAUCGCAGAUAACCGGCGCAGCAUCACACCCACCGCCUCCUCCGGCUCCACCACCAAAACCAUCAUCAUCUGCUAAUAAUGGGUUGAGGAGAAUGGGAUCUGGAAGCUCAAAUGGUGUGCGGAUUGGAUCUUCAAGAAGGCCAACUGCUUGGCCACCAGUGGCAGCUUGGACAUCUGCUUCGGGUUCUCGCCCUUCUUCCCCUAGGUCACUUGCUGAUUGUGAAGGGUACAAUAGUGCAGAUGAGCAAGGUGCCUGUUACACCUCUAGCUAUGAUGAUUCGGAAAGGGAGCAUAUGUUCGAACAUGACCUAAGGCGAGUGAAAGGGUUUGAAAUAAGAAAGAUGGCAGCAGAUGGGAAUUGCCUGUUCAGAGCAGUUGCUGAUCAAGUUUAUGGCGAUCCAGAAACUUAUGAUAUGGCUAGGCAGAUGUGUGUUGACUAUAUGGAAAGAGAGCGGGAUCAUUUUUCUCAGUUCAUGACGGAGGGCUUUACACCAUAUUGUAAAAGGAAAAGAAAAGACAAGGUGUAUGGCAAUAACAUUGAGAUCCAGGCAUUUGCUGAGAUGUACAAUCGUCCAAUUCACAUAUAUUCAUACAGUACAGAGCCUAUUAACAUUUUUCAGGGAAGUUAUAACACAGAUGUUCCUCCGGUUAGGUUAAGUUACCAUCACGGUAACCAUUAUAAUUCAGUUGUUGAUCCUCGUCGGCUGACAGUUGGGGCAGGCCUUGGAUUUAGCUCCCUUAGAGGGACCAACAGUGUUGACAGAGACCAAGUGAAGGCUGCAAUAAAAGCUCAGCAAGAUCAGCAGAUUGAGAACGCACUUUUGGCUGAAGGGCGACUCUACUCUGAUCUGGAGUUAACUGAGAAGGAAAUAGAGCGGAUGGUGAUGGAGGCCUCUCGGGCAGAGUAUCUGAACCAGCAGCAAGUUAACUUCAGAGAGUCAUCAAGGUCAGGGGCAGAGCCAUCUUCCUCCGCAGCAAUUAGUGGAUCAUCUGGUUCGGCAGCGGAUAGAGGCAGUGAGAAUUGUUUCGUACUCCCAGACACGGUGCUGACUCGCAGCAUGCAGUUGCUUCUGGCAAUGGGCUUUAGUUACAUGCAAGUGAUGGAAGCCUACAGUAUAUUCGGAGAGGACAUGGACUCGAUGAUCUGCUACCUGGUGGAGAUGGGAGGCACCGGAGCCUCCGCAGGCGGCAGCAACCGCCGGAAAGGGAAGGCUGCUGAGUGAUGUGUGCACCUUUCUAGAGGCGACUGAGGAUCGAAGUUAUCAGGCGUAACUUUCAGGACUACAUACAAAAUAACGAUAGCCUCUGUGAGUUAAGAAGACAUCGAUGUUGUGCUGCCAUUUUGGGGAAUAUAUAAUAAAUAAUGAAUAAAAGGUACUCUCAAGAGACUCUCUAUUCGAUCUGGUGUUUGAAUGGUGUCUGUUGUAGUACGUACUUUUGAUCUGUUGAGUCAAGCUGCUCCCUUGUGACCA